Messenger RNA from Myxozyma melibiosi, 1211 nucleotides. RefSeq names its product glutathione S-transferase. The record is from RefSeq and is a predicted model, not a curated record. The coding region runs from base 103 to 1077 and encodes 324 amino acids. Lineage: Eukaryota; Fungi; Ascomycota; Lipomycetes; Lipomycetales; Lipomycetaceae. Gene Ontology annotation, cellular component: cytoplasm. Gene Ontology annotation, molecular function: glutathione transferase activity. The transcript has 3 exons.
CGACGGCCGGGGCUACAAAUAAGCGGCCUCGAGCUGUAAUAUCACCUAGUCUUCACUCCUCUCUUCUCUUCUCUGCUCGUGUUUAAUACUCACACUCUCAGCAUGGUUGCCCUCCCCGACGAUUCCACCGCAACAGGCCCAGGCAUCGAAGCCGACCAACGCAGCGGCCAAGCCGAUCCCGACGGCAAAUUCCGUCGCCAGGCGUCCGCCUUCCGCGACGUGAUCGCGCCCGGCCACGAACGUUUCCCGCCCGAAAAGGGCCGCUACGUGCUCUACGUCUGCGCGACGUGUCCGUGGGCGCACCGCGCGCUGAUAAUGGUGAAGCUGAAGGGUCUUGAGGAGUUUGUCGAUGUGGUGUGGUUGCAUUGGGAGCUUGGAGAGAAGGGCUGGUAUUUCAAGGAGGUUGAUAAUUCGCCUGCUAAAGAUCCUUAUUACGGAUUUACGUAUUUGCGGGAGUUUUACUUUAGAGCAAACCCGGAUUACGACAAGCGAUUCACGGUUCCCAUGCUCUGGGAUCGCAAACUCGAGACCAUCGUCAACAACGAAUCGAGCGAAAUCAUCCGCAUUCUCAACACUGCAUUUAACGAACUUUUGCCGGCGGACAAAGCUGCAAUUGACGUGUACCCCGAAGAUCUGCGACCCGAAAUCGACGAGAUCAACGAGUGGGUUUACAACACCGUCAACAAUGGAGUCUACAAGACCGGAUUCGCGCAGACGCAGGAGGCCUACGACGAAAACGUCUACCCGCUCUUCGCCUCGCUCGAGCGCCUCGAAACAAUCCUGUCCGACGGCCGCGAAUUCCUCCUCGGCUCGCGCCUGACCGAAGCCGACAUCAGGUUGUACGUGACCAUCAUCCGCUUCGACGCCGCGUACUUCACCCUCUUCCGCUGCAACAUCAAGAUGAUCCGGUACGAGUUCCCGCACUUGCAGAACUGGCUCAUGCAUCUGUACUAUGACUUCCCGACCGUGUUCAAGGAGACGACGUUUUUGGAACAGUUGAAGAAGGGGUAUUCCGGCGUGCAGAAGAUCGAGCUGGUUCCGGCGGGUCCUGUGCCUUUGAUGAUGCCGAGGGAGUGAUUGUCUUGAAUAAUAGUGAAUCCAAUACGUAAGAUUAGCAUACACCACCACCAAAUAACCACUCUCAAACGCACCAAUCUAAAACUAUUAUAUUUCAAACCGAUAAUAAACAAAUAACAACUUCUCCACUCAAA